This is a messenger RNA of Toxoplasma gondii ME49, 11688 nucleotides long. RefSeq lists its product as hypothetical. Bases 1193 to 10621 code for a protein of 3142 amino acids. NCBI's taxonomy places the organism in Eukaryota, Apicomplexa, Conoidasida, Eucoccidiorida, Sarcocystidae. The transcript has 4 exons. The record is from RefSeq and is a predicted model, not a curated record.
CUCUUCUUUGCGCUCCUUUGCACUCUUUCAGUUGGCGUUUCAGGCCGGGGUUUUCGUCCACGCCUAUAACUUCCGAUUUCGCCGUCUUGCAACCACGCAUUGCCCUCUCCGGUACAAACGACCUCCCGCAACGGGACUCUCCUCCCCCCUCUUCGCUUGCUGCAUAGCUACCCGCCUUUGGGAGAGGUGGUAUCAACCUCUCAGGAUUCUAAUGCACUCUUGUGUGGUAUUGCCCCGCCAAUCAUUUCUCCUCGCCUUCUCGAAGCUUUCUUCAUGAAAUGAACUUUUUUCGGUAGUGAGAAAUGAACGGAAAAGCCACGACGACUUUGGAUGCUGGACUUGUGGAUGGCCCGUCCAGGUCCUUGUUGCCCACCUACCAACACUAUCUUUCCUUAAUGAAAAACGCAAAAUUUUAGUUAGAAAGGGCGACAAGUGGCAUAAUAUUCCCCAUAGUUUCCUGCGUUUUUGAAAAACAUCCACAUCUUGCCGGUAAAUUUCUCCCUUUUGAAACGGAUGGAAGCCGUCACUGUCCACUUUUCCCUCGUACCGUGCAGCUUUCCCAGCGACAAUGAAGACCCGAUAAACGCGAUCUGCGUCGCUACACCCUCUCUCCCAAAAAUCGUGUGGCUUCGUUUUUUCCCUUUUCUAGAUUUUCCUUCUUCCCUUUUCCACGUUUCCCCCUUUUCUGCCACUAGAUGCCGACUCUGCCUUGUGCAUUCAGUUUCGAACUCGUGUGUCGCUACGGCAAGGAUGAUCCUUGCAAGCGGGUCAAUGCUUCCUUCUUCUAAGAGGGAAAGAACGAAAAUCUUUUCUCGAGUUUUAUUAGCAACUUUCGCACUCUUUUCGCGACCGCCUUGAGCUUCGUUUUCCACUUCAUCAGUACCAUCCAUAUCUCGCGCAAGCUUGUUCUUUUCGUGCGGGACGUUCGAAGCGGUUUUCUUAGGACGGCCGUCAUCGCUUCACUCCUUCAACAAUCGACGGUUUGACAGCGACAAUUGUGAGAGAGUUUCUACACCCGUUGCGCAUAAAGGCGUAACGGCUUUUUCUUUUGCGGCUUGUUCGUCUCCCUUGCACGACCUUGACUCUUGAAACAAUGCGUGCCAUCUGAAUAUAGCCUGUUUCGCCUCACUGCAGUCUGUCGUGGUUGCCUGUUUUUCCCGCUGCGUAGAUCGCUUUUUUGUUGUCGGCAAUCAUGGGGACGAGUUACAGCAAUCCCCUCGUGGAUUCCACCCUUGUUUUCCCUGCACCCCCUUCUUCCUACGGCUUGGACACACCCGGCCUUUUGUUGCUUCGAUCCAAGUACAUCCCUUCUCGGGAGGUUCCAGCGUUUCUCAUUCGACCGCGGCUUACUCCGACACGGCGCGGAUCCGCGCCUUUCGCCGGUUCCUUGCUCUCUGGAGGCUUCCCCUCCCGCUCUCACCUGUCUCCUGGCGUCUGUGCAGCUCCUUGGGCUUCCACUCCCUCGACACCCCGCCCCUGCUCUUCCCCUUGUGUCUCCACACAGAUUUCCGUGGAAACCUCUGUUUCGCGACCUCCUAUUUCCCGCUCUGUUCUGGCACCCGCACGGCAGAAAGACUCAGGAAGCGAUACCCCAGACACUGGAAACUCUGGCUCGGCCGCCGCUGGCCAGCCUUCACGCGGGAAGAAAGGCGCUUCACAUGCAGCUGGCGAGGAGGGCGCUGUUGGAGCCGAGGCUCUCCUCGGCAGGUCGAGCGCCAGUUCCGAUCAUUCCGGGGCCGAGAUAGAGGCAAGCAGCGCGUCUUCGCUGCCUGACUUUGUUUUUCCACGGUCCAGUGUUUCACACGAGACCGCUCCCUCCAGCCCUAAAGCCGCGCAGGCGCUCGGUGGACGAGGUGCUACUUUCUUCGAAGAGUGUAGUGGAAGGUCUUUCGAUGCACAUGGCUUAGAUCACGCGGCCAGGGCUGGACAGACAGCCUGCGGGGCGAGCUGCGGUGGCGCUGAAGGAAGACGGAAGGACGGCAAAGGCUUCUGUCUCCUCUACUUCCACGGAAACGCAUGCGACGCAAACAUGAUGCGCGACUGGCUGCAGAUCGUUGCCGAUGAGCUCGGAGUUACCGUUCUUAUUUUCGAAUAUCCUGGGUACGGCCUUCUCGAGGACUACGAUAAGAGCAGCCGAGGCAUAGACCUGUGCGCGCGGAUUGCGUUCGAGUUCCUUGUGGACAAGCUUUUGUUCCCUAUCGAGAGAAUCAUUCUCUGCGGCCGGUCCAUUGGGACGGGAGCCGCUGCAUGGCUCGCCUCUCAGCUGGCCCAGUGCAACGUCCAAGUUGGCGGCCUCGUUCUUGUCUCCCCUUACGUUUCUUUGGCAGCAGUGGCCUCGGACUGGGCAGACGCGCCUCUGGUUCUCACAGAGGUCUUGGUGCAUCAUCACUGGAACAACGAAGCAGCAAUUGCCAGCAUUCCCACGGUCCCCUUAUGCAUAAUUCACGGGAAGGAGGAUGAUGUGAUCCCCGUCGCGCAUGCAAAGCGGCUGUGGCAAGCGGCGCGUCAGCCGCCUUCGCUUCGCGUUGCUCGGUUUGCGGACGGGAACCACAAUGUUGGCAUGAAUCUGGAGUCGUUUUACGGGGACAUUCUUGUCCCGCUCCAAGUUUUCUUCCGAAAAGUCUCUUCCAAUCUACGCACCAAGAAGGCCGCGAGCCAGACGCGACAACGUGCCGUCGAGACCGCCUCUGCGGCGCACCUCGCGUCUCGGGCGCAUCAGCAGCCGUUGGGGGAUGCCUCUCCUCAUCUCUCUGGGGGCUCCUGGAAGUCUGCGAAGGCUGGAGGCGGCCGCGGCCGCCUCGACCGCACCGUGUCGGGUGUCCGGCACCAGGGGCGGAGACAGGUGUCUCCUAGGGCCGUGCAGGGCCGAGGGUCCGGGUGCCAAGGCGUCGGGAAGUCUGGGUCGCGAAUGCUGCUAUCGCAUCGUCUAGGCACUGGGCCGCAUGCAAAGAGUGACGAGGACUGUGAGGCUGGCAUUGAGGGAGAGUUGAAGAAUUCUUUGCCGUCCCUCGCGAGUCUCGGGUCCCGGCGCCGGGCCGUUCGAGUAAUCCAAGGCAAGAAAGAGUCCACCGAGGAAGCAGGAUCGAGCGACCUUGCGAAAGCCCUAGGAGCGAUGGACAUGGCCUCCCUCGAGACUCGGGCUUCUUCUUCUCCCUCGCUCCACAGCUUCUUGCUCGCCGACGCUGCAGGUCCUCGCGACAGCCUCAGAAAAACCGACAGCAACUUGAGUUCCUGCGCUGACCAGUCUCCGAUCAGGAGCGACCAUCCUCCCUUGCUACCCACGCUGAAAAAGCGCGUCCCCUGGCGGCCGACCACGGUCUCGUUGAACCGGGCGAUCGGUAGUGCCCCGAGUCCUGGCGAGACGAGGACUCCCGGAGAUCCAUGUUUUUCGAAGAAACUCCCCAGACUGCGCAAGCCCGGUUCGUUGCCGCCCCCAGUUUUCGUUUUGAAUGACGUAAAAACUUUGGCAUUUCCUCGUGCAACAACGGACGGGGCUUUUGCGGGAUCGCCUGUCUCGGAGUGGGACGCUGGCGCGAGGCGCAGAAGCAGCAGCUCUGAAGGGAGCUGUGAAGGUCGGCAAGAGCCGGGUCGUCUUCUCGGUCACCGACAGGCCAGUCGUCGCAGCAGCUGGACAGCUGGGGACUCCAUGUGUAUGUCCCACUCGCCAUUAUCGAAAGAAGGAGCCAACGUCUUUAUAGGAGACAAGCACUCAAAAUUUCUGUGUCGAGCCAUGCCGGCGCGAACCGUUUCGGUGGCCGGGCUGCUCCAUCGGGGGAAACACAGAGACAUGGGAGGACGACGGGAGGAAAGCAGAGGGCGGAGACUGGGGAAAGAAGAAAAUGACAGGGAGAGGCGCCUGUCUGAGGCGGGGUACUGGCCAAGCACUGACCAAUCUGUGCACCCUGCCGAGUUGCUGGUGGGACCCGCGGAGCGCGGCGCGACUGCAGAGACACAAGACGAGCCAUGGGAUGACGAAGAGGGAGAGGCUGAGGAAGAAGGUGACGAAAGAGAAGUGGAUGAUGAAGGGGAAGACGAGGAAGAGUUCGUCGGGACAGAUGGAUCUCCGAAGUCCAGGGCACGACUAGGCUCGUGUGACUCUUUACUCGCAGCGUCGUCCCUGCUUGAACCGGAGACGUCUCGACUCUGUUUCUGCGAAGACAGUUAUGAUGGACUGCAGACUGAUGUCGAAGACGGAGACCUGUUUUCAGAUGACGCCUUUGCGUCUGCAGACUCCACACCUUUCCACGCGCCUCACCCAGUCUCUGCCCUUCUCUUCGAAGGCGCUGAUCCUGUCGUGGACAUGCCUUUGCGCUGCGACACCGAGGCUACUGGCUGCGGUGCGUCCGAUGAGAAUCCUGGAAACGCACAGAAGCGCCCUUGGAAAGUAGAGGGGGAAGUUUGUGACUUUUCCGGCCGGCUGGCCCCGGAUCCCGCUCAAGAGAGGGAGUCCCCGUGGCAGAGCGAUCCCACACUCCUGCCCUCUGCGUUCAGACGGCGCUUCUUCCUCAGAGGCAAGAAAGGAUUCGACCGCUUCUUACCUCAACAAGGCCCGUUUUCCAGCUCACCCUUCUUUCCGUCUCUUGUCAAGGCCCCCGCUUCGCCCCCUGAGGCUCCGUCGACCAAGGCGCUCCUCGCCCCGCUGUCCGCGCCGAGCAUCUCUGGAAGGAGGUUUCAGCGACCUUCGCUGUGCCAACUCGACACUCCGAGUUGCGAGAGGACGCCCGAUGCAGGAAAGGGUUCCGGCGCAGAAGGCUUUCAAGAGCCCACAGCCCCGAAGGACUUCAAAGAGCGCACCUGUCCCAGGUCGGCGGCCACGGCCGCGCUGGCCUUCUUCGCCCCGGACGCGAGACGCCACUCGUCGCUUCUCGCAGCGUUUCUGCAGCAGGAGACGUCUCGGGAACUGCAGAGACAGCGAGAGACUCUGGCACGAACAGAAACGACUGACGGCGCUGGCGUUCGCGGCCUUCGGUCCCUGCGUCUACAGCGCUCUUCUCUCGAGCUAGCAGGCGCUCCAGCCCCAGGGCACUCCCCUAUCUCUUCUUCAGGGGCAUCUUCGAAGCCUGGAGACGCGUCGCUGGUCUCCCGAGCCUCCGUUUCUUCAUCGUUUCUCUCGUCGCCUCUUCGAACUGUUGCUUCUUGGAAGUUUCCUGGCGCAAACAAGUCGCCGAGAAAGGCGGAAGGAAAGUCAGACACGACCAGGGAGGGCGACGAAGACGGUCACGAAACUCGAGGCUCUGGCAUGGGCGCUGUUUCUUCUGAUAGACGCCAGAGACCACCCAGCACUGGAGACUUGUCUGAAGGCAAGGCUAUACGCGUGCACUCCUUGGCAGGCGUCACCCCGGGCUUGGGCUCCCCGUCUCUGGUAUCUCCAGCCACUCGACUCGACCGCGGAUUCUUCGCAAAAACAUCCGAAAGGCCCGUAUGCUGGGGUCGUCAGCGCCGGGGUAGAGACCAAGGGACUCAGGCGAGAUGCGAUAGGGCAGAAGCGAAGAGAGAGGGGGAAUAUCGCCUGGACGACGACACGACAGACUCCCCCCUGCUCGGAUACAAAGCACCCCACGACCGAGUCACCGAAUCUGACGCUGGCGCUGUAUUCGGCUUCAGCCGCGAACUUAAGAGAGAAGACCUUUCUUCGAGCGUGCCUUCGGCCCCACCGCCCCUUGGCUCAACCUUCUUCGACCUCGGUCCUGAACAAGAAGGCGGGGACUGUGUGGACCUAUACGGAGCAAAUCCAGAGCCCGACGAUUCGUGGGUCAGCCAAGCGCAAACUUCGCCGAGUCUCUGUGGUUCCUGGCGCCGCCCCAGCCGCCUUCUCCUUCAACAGUCUCUGCACAAGGCAGCCCCCCCGCGAGCGAUUGCUUCUUCACCUUCUCUGCUUCACUUUCUUUCGCCGCGGAGUCCCCCGUUUUUGGGGGCUCGCUCCCUCACUUCGUCCUCGCCCCCAGGGGUCGCGCUCGAGUCUCUGAGACCCGCAGCACCUGCCGAGAAGGUAGACAGCUCGAAAGCUGCAGCUGACAAUGAGAAGACUUCCGCCCGAGUAGGGGAGGUGGACCUAUCAGAUGCUUGGACUCCUCCACAAUGUGGUCUUCUGUCGCGGUCAUGCUCCUUCGGUCCUGAUGCUUCUGGGGGUUUCAGCGGGCCUUUCGAGUCCCCGUCAUCCGGAGGCUUCCCUCGAAAGCUGCACUCAGAUCUGGGGUUCGCUGCGUCUUCGCGUCCCGUCGACGACGCUUCUCGGGUGUCGCGUCGCCCCGCUUCUGUUUCAGCUCCUCCCCGGUCGAAUUCGUGCUCGCCGCCGCGGUCUUCCCCUUCCUGUCCUAUUCUGUUGUCGAUGCAUGCGCCUUCCGCUUCCCCAGUCUCUCGAACGAAAAGUCUGGUGAUUAUGAACCCGGCAAACUGUCCGUCGGUCGUGUUGUCUCCCUCGUCCCCGUUGGAUUUUCUUUCCCGUGACAUGUCAGGACAUGAUGUAGGUCUGCAGUCUGCUGCCCAGAAGAUUCCUUCGGAGGCCUUCUCGCCAUACGCGUCCUGCUCUCUCGCAUCUUCUUCGUUCGCUUCCGCCUCGUCACUGUCUUGCUCGCCUUUGUCGUGCGGCGCGUCUUCGUCUCCGUCCGCAGCGUCUGUCUCUGCUGCCUCGUCUCAGCUGUUGCCAACCUGCCCUUCCUCCACAACCGUGCUGUGGUCCUCCAACCUCUCUGUAGACGCUUCUGCAUCUUUCCCCGCGUCCUCAUCUUCGUGCUCACCUUCAGCCAGCAUUGAUCCUGCCUCCUAUUGUUCCGCCUCUCCCUCUCCAAGCUGUUCUCCUUCCCACAUUACCUCGUCAUCUCAUCUUAUCUCGUUCUCUCCGGAUCUCCCGUCGGCCUUUCACGUCGCUGCGCCUCAUCUCCCGUUUUGUGGCUCCGCCUCUUAUUCGGAACUCGACUCUUCGUCGCCUCUCUCUUCGACUCCUGAUCUUUUGUGGCCGCUAUCUUCUCAGCCGGUUCCUUCGUCUUGCGCUGCUCUCUCUCUGUCGUCUUCUUGUCCUCGUUCCCCGCGUCCGGUCUCCUUCGCCUCUUGCUCUCUCCCUGCGUCUGCCGCGCGUCUGGGCCUACCCUCUCUCGGCUCUCGGGAGACUGUGGGGGGUCGCCCUGCUCCCGCCGAUUUAGAAAUUUCUGUUGCCCCGACAUUGGGAUUGCCUGCACAGACGUCAGAGCUUCUGCGAUUCCUGAGGUGUGACGAAGGCGGAGCCUCGAUUCGUCAGUGUGAGGCCGCCGGGGAAGAUUCCGCGACCCCAGGCGACCUGGUUCAAGCGCAUGCAGCAAAGAAUCUGGGUGAGAAAGAAGAUGAAAAGCAUCAAGGCGAGAAAGCAACAGAGGAAAGUGACGGGUGCGAGAAGAGCGAACCCGGAUUUUACGGAGAGAUUCACAGCGACGAGCUGUCUGCCGCAUCCGCCUCGGGUGUCUCAAUAGCACGCACAUCGUUUUUUUCUUCUCCCUGCAUCUCUCCCGCGACCUGCGAUCUCUCUCUGCCUGUUUCUCUCGCUAAUGCACCGCCUUUGUCUUCUUCUUUCCUACCUGGCCGCGAGGAGAAAGGCGGCUAUUUGCUCGCGUCUAUUGCAAGCGUUAAAGGACGAGGCCUUUCGCUCCUUGAUGCGGAAGGAGAAGAAAAGUCCAUGGAACAGGCCGUGAGCCUUCUCCAGAGGCAUCCCGUCUUCGCGCCGUCGCGCACAACGGAGCUGUCUCUUCAUCUGCACGCGUCGACUGAGCUUGGAAGCGGCAGUUGCCCGAUGACCGAGCCAGCUCUGUUUCUGAGAGACAGGGAAGAGAGCACUACGGAGACGAACGACGUAGCUCUUUUGCUUCCUGGACAGGAAACCAGGCGGAUGGACAGCUUCGAUCUGGAAAAGGACCAAGUGCGCGAAGCGGCUGAGUUCCACUUUUCGUCGCCUUACUCGCCCCUGGUUCUCUCUGGCGGGCCCCCGGCGGGGCUUCGGAACUCGACGGCGCAGCCUGCGCUCCCCAAAGCCGUAGGGGACGCAGAGAGCAGAAGAGAAGCACGCGAAGAAUCGUCGAAAGAAGACGAGGAUGGAGGUGAAACUGGAGAGCAGACUGCGUCUCCGAGGAUUCUCGACCACGCUGAGGGAGAGCACUCGCGGAGACAAAUGGAAUGUCAGGGUUAUAGAGGCAGGAUGACGCCUCAGAGGCUCGCGUGGAGUGCACAGAGCCUCUUGUCUCACACGCACCUGCGUCCUGUGACCGGGAUAGGAAGGGAGGCUGACCAUGAACGCAGACAAAACAGCGACAAAGAAAACGUACCCUUUGACCACAUCGCUUGCUUCUCCUCACCCGCGGUGCGCGCGUGUGGGGGCGUCAUUUCGUCGCCGCAGAGUCCGGUUUCCCCUGAUUUGCCGGAGGCGUCUUCUCUCCCUCUUGAUGCCCAGGUCGAGGCCACAAAGGAUCAAGGGGACUUAUCCGAGCAAGAGGAAACAGAAGCAAAGACGCCUAACUCAACCCCCCAGACGCCAGUAGAGGCCCGCGCAGCUGGUGCCACCAUGUCAUCUGGUGCUUCUUCGGCUCCUGACGAGACAGUUGAGGCCCUGCAGCUCGGCCUGUCUCUUCCGCGGGGCCACGAGACGAAUCCAGGCCUUCUUGAGGGUGAUUCUUUGUCUCGUAAGAGUGAAGAGGAGACAUGCGUCAUGAAACAGCUUGGAUCGGAGAGAUGCUCGUCAGAGAGAGACAGCCAGGAAGGGGAGGAUGCGAGUGACGAGAGGAGCGCCGUCGCGGGGUUUUCGCCUUCUGGAAUCUUCGUCUUCGGCAGGGGAGACCGGGCGGGGAGACCAUGUCCUCCGGCGUGGCCGCGCGACGAUCUCUUUUGUCUUUGCAGCGAAGAGGACAGUCCCCAGAUAACGUUUGUUGGUGAGACUGAGGAGACGCGCGGAGGCCGUUGCGAAGAGCCGGAGAACCACGAACAAGUAGAACUCGCGAAACCUGGGGAGAAGAGAAAACGCGGAAGCCCGUCGCUGUGCCUGGACGGAGACCUCAUCCAGGUUGACACCGACCCGCCUUUCAGGCAAUUGCGAGCACGAGUGGACAAAGAGAACGAAUCCCAGGAGAAUCGACUGGAAGUUACGCCCCAGCGUCACGCUGCUUCGCUCUCAGAAGAGUGCAGAGAGACACAGGUGCCCUUCUCGUGUUCGACAGAGAAAGAGACCCUGAAUUUGAAUCUCGAGGCCGCCCAGAUGACCCGGCAAACAACGUGCAGCGGGUUCGACUUUCUCUUCCCGCAAAAUUUGGAUCCCAACCACGCGGAGACGGAGGAGUUCUUGGAGACCAAGCAGGCGGAGAUGGGGACGUUCUCGUCGCCGACGACCUUCGCGCGCCAUGCUCGUUUUUUCGCGGACGAGACGAAGGCUGUCUGCUCUCUGGGCCGCGUCCGGAUAUUCAAGGACGGGACAGAGCGAGAAGACGAAGAGGACGGCUUCCAGGCGCACGACUCGUUUCUUUCUGAAACAGAGGGGUCGGAGUGGAUGUCGGGCAUCCCUUCCUGCGACCAUCGGGAAGACAAACUGUUCGAGCCGGACUCACCUUCGUUCUCUUCUUCUUCGACAGUCGGCCCGCUCACGCGCAGACACCUCCACUUGCACGCAAGGCGCCGGGAGGGCGACUGGCGCGGGCGGGAGACGGCGCGGCCCUUUCCUGGGCCGCUGUCUUCUGCUGCGAUUGCCUUCUCUCAGCGACGCAGAGUGAACAGAUACAUCAAGCGUGAGGAAGAAUCCGCGGCUCUCUCGAUGCGGGAUUUUGCGGCCCUCCCGCCAAUCGGGGGUCACGAAGGCGUCCGCGUCCCUCAGACCUGUCCAGACACUCGGAGGAGGCGCGGGGAGAUGGAGGCGUUGGACGGAUGUGAAAGAGCUGCUCAGAGAUGUUUGGGAGAGAAAGAUCCGCGAUUCUCUUCUGCUCCCCUCUCCCCCACCUCCCGCGCCACCAGCGCCGCUCUCACCGCUGCCGCGCACGCAGCAGCCGCGGCUGCGGCCUACGCCGAGGCUGCUCGAACCAUCGCUUCGUCAGACAAGGUCCAGCCGACCGCGGUGGUGUCCCUGCGCUCUGCGGGGAGUAUACCCUCCGUGGGGACGGGGCCUUCUGUGGGGAAUGGGUCGUCCGUGGGCACUGUGUCGGGUGCGAGCAGAAGUGACGCCCUCGCCUUCCUGGAGGGCCGACUGCCUCUCCCGGGGAAGCAGGAAGUGGUCCAGCAGUUCCUGCAGGCGCGGAGGCGGGUGAGUCGACACUGCAGCGUCGCAUGCAGUCGCGCAGACUCGCCAGUAGGGGAGCGGUCGCGCCGACUCCAGAAGAGUGAGGAAGCCGUGCCACCGGCGAAGGAAGAACGAGAGGACCAGAAGGGGCAGAACGCCGUGUGGAUCCUUGAAGAUAGACAAGGCGACGAUUUCGAAACGCGUCAUGAACGCCUUAUUUUGGAACAAAAAACUCUCGGAUUCGGCGCCAGAGUUUGUGCAGAGAAAAAGUGCCAACAUAACAGCGGAGAAACCAUUACCAGUGUCUCCUACUCCUCGUCCCUCUCGUGUCUCCUCUCCUCCUUCCUCCCCACACACUUCAGUCUCUCCGUCUCUCUCGGGGGCAUCCAGAAGGAAGGAUGAAUGUCUUGGCGAGAAGAAAAGACACGAACAUGAAGGGAGCAGAGAAAAGUCUUUGCCGUGCAUGUCGAGCUGGAUGGGUCUUAACGUGGAUACGCCACAGUCACGAUCCCCAAUACGCUGGGAUCACGCUCUGUCGGUCCAAGGACCUCUGUCUCAAAACCCUAAAGUGUCAAGCGCUUCUGGAAAUUUUUAAGCGAAUCACCACAUUUUCUCUCGAUUUUCAGCACCCAAACAGAAUCAGCGAGUCCGUGGCUGGCUCAUUUUUGGAGAAAGGCAGCGUUGGGAUUUAUGAAAAUUUUCCUUAGGGAGAAAAGUUCUCAUCUGCUCGGUCGAUUCCACACUCCGCUACACUGCUCCUCCUCACAAAAGCGCUUUUCUUCUAUUGAAAAAGGUCUUUUUUUUCCCAUUAAAAAAAUCCCUUGCCCUCAUAUUAAAGAGGCUUUUCCUCCAUGGUUUAACACCCUGUCCUCAAGACGCACUAGACAAAAAUCAAACGGUGAGCGCCCGGAAGUCAUCUUCACCAAGAACCGAGGCAGACUAUUAAAGUUUCCAUCGCAAAGCUGUCGAUGUCGCAUGCCGAAAGAAAAAGGGUAUGAGAAAAGGGCGGAGCCGGAUUCUGAGUCAGUUUUCUAACUGUGGAAGGGAUUUUUGUUUUUUCUCCGGCUGCCGCGUCCCGAACUCUUCAAUGCAUUGAUAGGUUGUGCAACGCCAUAGGAAAUGGUCUGUAGAAUUAACAUUCGUCUACGUGCUCGGUCUUUUGCCUGCAUGUUGUUUCUGCAGUAGUGUGUUCCAUCUCGGUCUUGUCCGUUUGCGACUCGGAGCGUCCCUCGGCCGCAAACGUCCAUUCCCUGUCGGUGUGCGGUUCAAAGGAGUUGUUACGCAGACAGACUCAGAUCGGCAAAGUAUCUUUUUCGCCAGUCAGUUGAAUGUACGCGGCUAUGCCGCUCGUUGAUCUGACAUCUGAGACACCAUAUUUCUCAAGAGUUCUUGAAGCCGUCAGUCAUUGCUUUGUAUUUCGCUGCUUCGUUUGCAACACCAUAACCAUGGUACGGAUUCGAUGAUAGGGC